Molecule: messenger RNA, 817 nt
Organism: Cryptococcus deneoformans JEC21
Lineage: Eukaryota; Fungi; Basidiomycota; Tremellomycetes; Tremellales; Cryptococcaceae
Exons: 2
Coding region: 303-773 (156 amino acids)
Source: RefSeq, a predicted model, not a curated record
CUGGUCUACUACCCCAAACAUCAAUCCUUUAUGAACCCCCUGUCAAAUCACAUUCGCCAACUAAACAUACCGAUUCAGCGUCAGAAGUCCCUUGAAGUCAUCAGUAUUUUCUCAUCUCAUAUCUUAUUCCAUCAAAGUUAUCUAUCGACCACUACGGUAAAUAACAGCCAUUCAAAUCGGCAGAUCUGCUUUCCAAAACCUCCUCAAUCCUUGCAUUAUUGUCGACAUAGGGCAUCAAACUUCGGACUCGGUUCCUCCGUGAUUUUCGCCGCCCUGGGAGGGCUUCCAACAAUUGGACAAAAAUGUUGGCGGACAAUCUGAACCACUCCUUCAACCCUAUCUCACUUGGCGGCACCUUCCUCCUUCUCGCACCAAGACUUGUCCAUAGCCAACCACUUAAUGACUGGAAAAACAAGCUCAUCAAAGAUUUGACACAACCACUGGAAACUCGAGGACUGUUAUCGCGAGGCGACGAAAGCUACUCAGAAAAAGCCGAAGGCUGGUGCAAUGACAACCCAUCGGAAUGCAAAGCCGUUGUCAGUACGCUUUCCAUUUUUGGACUUUUUCUUGUAAUCUUCGUCCUAUUCAAAUGCUAUCGUCGUCGAAAGCGUCGUCAAGCAGUCGCCAGGGAUUCAUUGGAACAGACUGAAGCCAAAGCAGCUCAAGAUGCGCUCGAGCAAAGAGUUGAAGAAAGAUUCUUCCAUCGACAGAGAGAGAUGAAAUUGAGGCACGAUAUGGAAAUGUUAGGAUUAAGCAAUGAUAAGGGCAAGUGAAAAUAUGUAUAUAUUUAUAGAUAUACAGACAUAUUGUAUGGGCU